AUGGACAGCUCGUUCAGCUUCAGCCCUUUAUGGGAAGAUCCAGCGAUUAUCUACAAGCCCGAAAAGGCUCUCGACGCCCUCCAUGCCAAGAUCCUCAGCAUCAUCCUAAGAAAAAUCGACUUGCCCAAAGAGGGGGAGAAAUUCUAUCCAAAGGAUGUUCUUCGCUCUGUGUUCUUCGUCAUCAACCAAGUGAUGACCGACCUAUCCAUCGAUAAUGAGCUCCUCAACGGAAUCCGAGCUACUCAUAUCAGAUUGGCUAGGUAUGGCUCGCCGCUCAACAUCAUUGAUGCCGCCCUUGUGAGAUGGUAUACCGGAGCUGUCAUUGUCCUCUACUCCCAUCAGUCUGUUCGCUCUCCAACUGGCAUGCCUCGUCAUUGGAUCCCAGGCUACCGGAGCCAUCACCCAAUCGCCAACUUAGGCUUUAUGACCAUUCUUAGAGGUUUCGAGGAGUGGGCUCACCCUAAACACCCUAAACUUCAGGCUGCCUCCCUGAUUUCGAAGGUCACCCUCGCGAUUCUGUAUGCUACUUACACUAUCGGGCCUCAUCUCGAAGGAUUCGCGUUCAACCACCUUAGCCACAUGCCCAUCUCUAAGUCGCGAGAGCUCUUCCUAAGGGUCUUUGUCUCCAUUUCCGGCAACGUAUACAAUGACGACGAAGUCUUCACGACGCCCCCGGCCUUCGAAUUCGGCGCGGCUCAGGGCAACGUCCGGAUCUGUCAGCAAGGGAAGAAGCUCCUCGUCAGAUCCCUAAGUGAACAAUUCUACCGCGAAGCCCCUGACUGGCAUCCGUAUCGACGAGUACCCGGGUCCCCAUGGAACAACUUCAUCAGAAACACGGAGCUGCCUGUCUUUUCAACCAACGAAAAUCCUACGCCUCACGCGAAGACCAAGUACAUUCUGCCUUACAACGCGAUCGUUCUCGCCGGGCAGUUCAAGGCAAAGUACAAUCUGGUCCGCGCUUUUCUUCGGCACCCACCAAACCAACUUCCUGAGCUCUCCGAGGAGGUAAAAACCUUGCAGCUCAAGUGGUUUGCUCAACAUUCCGGGCGAGGAUACGCCAACAUCGCCCCUGAUAUGCACACAGCUGAGUCUCUCGUUAGCGUUGGGAACGACUUCCUCUACCAUACUCCUGCAAUUCAAAAGCCCCGUGCAGACCCGAGUGGAUUUCUGACUCUGCCUUUCAUGUCAACUGCGGUUUAUGCAAUCGAGCGUCACCGGGAUCCCGCAGAGACUCCUGUUCAAGGCCUUUUGGUAUUGACCUUCAAUCAAGAGCUGCCGGAUGAAGUGGCCAAUUAA
Fusarium odoratissimum NRRL 54006 is the source of this 1296-nucleotide messenger RNA. RefSeq lists its product as uncharacterized. The coding region runs from base 1 to 1296 and encodes 431 amino acids. The record is from RefSeq and is a predicted model, not a curated record. The transcript is spliced from 2 exons. NCBI's taxonomy places the organism in Eukaryota, Fungi, Ascomycota, Sordariomycetes, Hypocreales, Nectriaceae.